This is a messenger RNA of Danaus chrysippus (African queen), 2994 nucleotides long. NCBI's taxonomy places the organism in Eukaryota, Metazoa, Arthropoda, Insecta, Lepidoptera, Nymphalidae. The record is from the annotation of a GenBank genome assembly.
AUGGGUAGUUUGAACAUAGCGGAAUGGACACCAGAGCAAGUAGCGGACUGGUUAACAGGUCUAGGACCGAAAGUAGCCCAGUAUGUGCCGGAGCUACAGAAGAAGGCUCUCAACGGCUCGAAGCUGCUGACGAUGCGAUGUGAUGACUUGGAAUAUCUGGGCGUUCAUAUCAUUGGGCACCAGGAACUUAUACUAGAGGCUGUGGAGCACUUACGAAACUUUCACUAUGAGUCGUCCCGUGAAUGUGUGCAGCAGCUAGCGGUGCGUGUGUCAGGCGCGGCUCAGUCCCUCGCCCGCGCGCUCCGGUACCACGGAGACGCGCGCCUGGAGACUGACUCACUGGCUGACGUGGCGCGGACCGUACACGCUGUCAAGCCGCUCGUGUGCUGGCUGGACCGCUGGCCGCUGUGUUCGGGCUCGCCCCUCGCCGCUCGUAAGGCGGCCCUGUUGAAGCUGUCCCUGGAGGCGGCCACGUGCGCCCAGCGGGAGAGGUUCGCGGAGCAGCCCGCACGAGCUGUGGCCGCCGCCGCCGCCGCACUCGCCGCACUCGCUGACUACAUCAUACAGGACGUGUCGGACCCCAUGAUCCUCCAGCCGGCGCGGGUGGACUCUGUGUCUCUGGUGCAGGGGGAGCGCGCGCUCGGCUUCGAGGUGGUCCCGUCGUUCUGCGGACACCACCAGCUCGCACACAUCCGGUUCGCAUCUCCCGCACACGCCUCCGGGCUCGUGCACGAGGCUGACGAGAUCGUGCAGGUGGGGGGGCGCUGUGUGGUCGGCUGGCCCGGGGAGGCCGUGGAGGCGGCGUGCACGCGAGCGGCGCGCAGCGGGGACCUGGCGCUCAAGCUGCGGCGGCGAGGGGCGCGGGCCCUGCCCGCCCUCCCCACCCCGCCGCUCCGCGCUCCCCGCGCCCGCGCCCGCCCCCGCGCCCCGCACGCGCCCUUCACCCUCCACCGGUACGAGCUGGAGUUCCCCCUGUCGGGCGCCGUGCCCCCCGCGCGCCGCUCGCCCCCCCGCCCGGCCCGCGCUGACAGCCCGUCCUCCGAGGACAGCGAUGCUCUCUCCCCGCCCGCCUCGCCGACGCUCCUCCUGCUGCCGGACACCGCUCGUAUGUAUCCUCCCAAGCCGCGCCUGUCGGUGGUCCGUCGUCACUCAGUGAGCGGAGAGACGCCGGCGGCCGCCAGUCACGCGCUCGCCGUACACCAGUUGUGGCAGCAGUUGCAGCAGCAGCGCCUGGCAUGCGCCGAUGGGGACAACGCCCUUUAUCGGAGAGAUAAGGCCGUGUCGUGCAGCACGGGCCUGCAGCUGUCUCCGCGGCCCCGCACGUGCCUAGUGGUGCCGCGGCCGCUGGCUCCGCCCGCCGCCUCGCCGUGUCGCGGGAAGCUCGACAAGAGUCACUCGACCCCCGCCUACGACUUCGAGCCGAGCUCGGAGCCGGGGUCGUUGGCCGCGCAGACCAUCCCGGAGUCACCCACCACUCCCGUCACAGACGGCCCUCACACGGAGAAGGAGGGACAGAUACUGGACUUCAAGAAGUCCAGCUCGCAGAUAGAGGAGGCCAUCCAGCAGAGGAACCGGCGGGCGAACGGAGACGAGGACAAGAACGACGGCUUCACUGAGGACGACACGAAGCUAGAGAUAGUGGAGACGGUCAAUGAGGUGAUGAGGGAGACGGGGGGAGGCGUUAGGGACAGAGGCAGGGAGGACGCGAGGAGGAGGAGGGAGGCGGCCGCGGACGACACGAGCAGCGACGACCAACAAGCGGCUCCUACCAUGAGGCAAACGAAACCCCGCAUCACGGAGCGUUUCCGCCCGGUGGACCCGUCCCGUCCUCCCUCUCCUCCCCCGCGCCCCUCCCUCCCCCACCGUCCCGCGCCCCCCGCUCCCCGCGAGCCGCGCCCUCCCCCCCGUGACGCUCCUCAGUACCCUCCAGUGCGCGUCCUCCCUCGACCCACCGAGUCCCGGGACGCGUCUCCGCUCAAGGCCCUGAGACCAGAGAUACCGCAGGCGUCUGUGCCGCUGAGACACAUCACCAAACACGACAUCAAACUGGUGUCGGCGGAGAGGCGCGAGCUGCCCGCCAUCAACGGCGAGGCGGAGCGCGCGGCCGCAAGGAAGGAUGACGUCACGGUGCCGGCCGCCAGCCCGGGCGGCGGGUCGACGCCGGGCGGGGCCGGGGUCCCGCGGGGCCUGUUCCCCUCCUCGAAGGCCCGCAGUCUCAAGAAGAAAAACUCCCUGCUGGUGAAGCGUCGCUCGGUGCCGGCGCGGCUGCUGGCGGGGCGCGGCGCGUGCGGCAGCGUGGUGCAGCGCGUGCGAGCGGGCGCGGGUCCGGGCUGCACGCGCUGGGCCGCGCGCCACCUGCUGCUGGCCCACAACCUGCUGUACGCCUACCGCUCGGCGGAGUGCUCGCGCGCCGCCUGCAUGAUCUACCUGGAGGGGUUCACGGUGUGCGCGGCGGCCGAGGUCAAGUCCCGCGCGCACGCCUUCAAAGUGUACCACACGGGGACGGCCUUCUACUUCGCGUGCGACUCGCGCGAGGCGAUGCUGGCCUGGAUCGGUCUCAUACACCGCGCCACGCUGCUGCCCUCGCUGCUCUCCGAGGCGAUGGAGCUAUCAAAACAGUUUUCGGAAACUGAUUAUUCUGAAACCGAAUCGGAUUUAGAAACAUCGGAAAGAAGAAUGGAGAAGGAGAAAGAGAGGGAGAAGGAGAGGGAGAAGGAGAAGUCGAAGUUUGGAUCGUUGAAGAAGUUGACGCAUCGGACGAGCAGGAGCGAUUCACAGGAGAACGUGAGCCAGCAGGCCGCCACCAGCCUCGACAGGAAAUAUCUGAGGUUCUUCUCGCGAGCGCGCGCCAAGGACGACAGUAAGACGGCCAAGAAGCCGUCCGGCGUGCCCGUGCCUACGGAGCAUUACCGCAGCUACCGUCGCGCGGAGCCCCCUCUCCCCUCCCCCCGUGGCCCUCCCCCCCGCGCCCCGCGCCUCCUCCUCCAGCAGUAA